Portunus trituberculatus (swimming crab) is the source of this 2142-nucleotide messenger RNA. Its product is annotated as probable cytochrome P450 49a1. NCBI's taxonomy places the organism in Eukaryota, Metazoa, Arthropoda, Malacostraca, Decapoda, Portunidae. The coding region runs from base 86 to 1786 and encodes 566 amino acids. The record is from RefSeq and is a predicted model, not a curated record. Gene Ontology annotation, molecular function: monooxygenase activity; heme binding; oxidoreductase activity, acting on paired donors, with incorporation or reduction of molecular oxygen. The transcript is spliced from 11 exons.
UGUUGAGUGUGAGCCGUGGAGAGCCGGACACUGUUGAACAAGCCGAGACUUAAGCGUUUAUGUGCUUCCAGGCAUAGAACAAAAUAUGCUGCGUGCCUUGAGACCUGUCAGGUGUGGGCUGCACGCUACCUGUCUGCAGAACUACAUCACUCAGUGGGACAAGUCGUCUUUAAAAUGGCUUACAAAAGGCCUGCGUACCGCACCAACAGAAGCUGUGGCGCAAGACGCAAGGGUGAAUACAGCUGCGGGUGGACGCACAAACAACAGCAGCAGGAAUCAAGAGGUUAGACCAUUUGCCUCAAUACCAGGACCGAAGCCCCUGCCGCUUCUGGGUAAUCAGCUCUUCUUCACAACUAUGGGUGGCUGCCCAGUAGAAAGGUACUGGGAGAGUGUACAAGGUAUCUACAAGAAGUAUGGCCCUGUGGUGAAGGUGGAGCGUUUCUCCGGCAGCCUGGACAUGGUGAUGGUGUUCCGGCCAGAGGACACCAGGAAAAUGUUUCAGGCAGAGGGAGUGUACCCAGUGCGUCCAGGCCUUGGCAUCCUCACCCACUACCGAGCCAAGCGUCCUCAGUGGUUCACCUCUCCCGGCCUGGUCCCAGGGAACGGGCCAGAAUGGCGCCGCCUACGUAGUGCCAUCCAUCCCUUGCUUCGACGAGAGGUAAUUAACGCCUACCGCCCAGCUCAGACUGAAGUUGCCAACGAUCUGGUUCGCUUUAUUCGUGCCAGUAAUGAACAAAACACCAAACAACAUCCCUCAAGAUACAUAAUCUUCGACACUCUUAGUAUUCUUUUUAACUACACUUUAGAAGCCGUUGCCGUGGUGUCUCUGGGUAUGCGUCUAGGCUGCCUCGCUUCCACUUCCACCAACCACCAAGCCCAAAGUAUCAUCAGAGCGAACAUAGAGACAUUGACUGUGCUCUGGGAGUCAAUGCUUCAACUGCCGCUAUACAAAUUGUUUCCAACCCGAGGUUACCGCAACCUGUGUGCUGCUCAGGACACCAUCUGCAGGCUAGUGAAUAUGGAGGUAGGUCGACGAAGAGAGGAGCUGGCCUUGGAUCCUGAAGGAUUUACCCAGCGACAACCCUUCCUGGCAAGUCUUAUGAGCAAUCCUGACCUGUCCUCGCAAGACGUCUUCCUCCUGCUGGUUGAGGUCUUACAGGGUGGUAUAGAUGCGACCGCCACCACUCUUGGGUUCUGUCUUUACUUUCUGGCCGGCCAUCCUUCCGUUCAAGACCAGCUGCUGAAAGAGGUGCAGCACGUCCAGCCCGAAACCCACACUCUUCAGGGUUUGCCAUACCUGCGGGCUGUGGUGCAGGAAACACUUCGGUUGCGUCCUUCCUCCUCCGCUCGUAGCAGGGUUAUUCAGGAAGACACGAUUGUAUCCGGCUAUUUUGUGCCCGCUGGGACCUUCAUCAUUUCGCCACCUAAUGUUGCAUGUCACGAUCCACAAACCUUCCCGGAGCCUGACAAAUUCAAGCCUGAUCGCUGGCUAUUCAAGAAACGUGGCAGUGCUUUGAACACAACUGAUGCAUUAUCCACGCUCUCUGACAUUGAGAACAAGGCAGCUGAAGAAAAGAUUGACCCCUAUACAGUAGUGGCCUUUGGUCAUGGAGCCCGAAUGUGUCCUGGCAGGCGUCUGGCAGAACAGGAAAUUCAUCUGGCUCUCAUACAGCUUGUCAAAUCCUACAAAAUGGAAUUGGCUGAGCCAGGAAAGGUUGUGGGACAAGUGAUGAGGCUCAACAUGAUGCCCGACGCCCACCUGGCUAUCGCCUUCACACCGCGCUAAACUUGGCUACAUACCAUUGAUUUCUCUGCAGAUAUGUGUCAUACUGGAAAUAGAUCUUUAUAGCUACUUCAUCUGUCCAAUCUCGUGGUGUUAUAUCUGAACGGACCUACUAGAGCUGCUUAUAAUCACAUCGUGAAAUGUUUAUACAAAAGAGAAACUUGUUCCUUGAAGUUUGCAGCUAUUUUAGUAGAUGGCACGACGAAAUUGUAGAUCAGAACUGCCAUGGACGAAAAACAAACAAAAAUAACUGGAAUUUAACACUGAUUUUUCACAAGGACACACACACACACACACACACACACACACACACACACACACACACACACACACACACACACACACACACACACACAGCA